AUGGCAUCAUACUAUGAGUAUUUAAGCUUUCGUUUAACUGAUCAACAUGUCACAUGGUCAGAUCCUUUUAUGGAUGUUACUGGGCUAGGUGAAAUUGUUUCUGUGUCUAUUCCAUGUAUUAGUGAACGAGGAAGAUUUUUAGGAGUGGCCGUAUCUGCUUGCAACUCUUCUCUAGUCAAAAAUGAUCCAGAAUUUGAGAAAAGAAAGCAAAACAAUUUUAAUAAGUGUCCUGAUGACAUUCCUGAAGAUUUUCUCAUUUACCUUAGAAGUGGAGGAAGUUGCGAUUAUUGUGGAAAUUGUGAAUUUCAAAAAUGGUAUUUUGUUCUUGUUUGGUCCACUUUGGCUGUGCUGUCACUUGGUGUGCUUGGAGUGUUUGGAGUUGGUUUGUACCUUAUUAUUCGAAAGAUUGCUCGAAAAAAGAAGUGGCAACGGUUAAAAGACGAAGUGUACAAUGAAUCGCUCACACACAGGCCUUCGUUUUUUAAGAAACGUGGAAAGUUGGAAAAGAUUAUUCUUCCAAAAAAGAUUGAAGAUGAAGAGUUGGAAGUGACACACAAUUCCUUGAAGCGAAUUUAA
Messenger RNA from Naegleria lovaniensis, 576 nucleotides. RefSeq lists its product as uncharacterized. The transcript has a single exon. Lineage: Eukaryota; Heterolobosea; Eutetramitea; Acrasida; Naegleriidae. The coding region runs from base 1 to 576 and encodes 191 amino acids. The record is from RefSeq and is a predicted model, not a curated record.